Messenger RNA from Abrus precatorius (Indian licorice), 485 nucleotides. RefSeq names its product major pollen allergen Ole e 10. The coding region runs from base 73 to 414 and encodes 113 amino acids. The record is from RefSeq and is a predicted model, not a curated record. Lineage: Eukaryota; Viridiplantae; Streptophyta; Magnoliopsida; Fabales; Fabaceae. The transcript is spliced from 4 exons.
UCUUCAUCAUUCUACUCUAACCUCUUAGUCACACUAUUCUGUAGCAGUAGUUCAGACAGUACUUGUACACCCAUGGCUAAAGUAGCUGUUCUCUUUUUCCUUAUCGUCUUAUCUCUCUCUUCAGGAGGGAAUAUGAUAAAGGUUAAUGGGCAGAAAACUUGGUGCGUGGCAAAGCCUUCAUCAGACCAGGCUACCCUUUUAGCCAACCUCAAUUAUGCUUGCUCUCAAGUUGAUUGCAAGAUUCUGCAGAGAGGUUGCCCCUGCUCUUACCCUGACAAUCUCAUGAACCAUGCCUCCAUUGCCAUGAAUCUCUAUUACCAGUCUAGAGGAAGGAACCACUGGAACUGUGAUUUCAGGGCCUCUGGCCUCGUUGUUAUCACCGAUCCAAGUUAUGGUAAUUGCAUUUAUGCAUAGAAGGGGAGUAGUGGACUGAAAAAACUCAAGUAUAUGAUCUGCUCCCAUGUAGGCAAAAUUUGAUAGUGGAU